Molecule: messenger RNA, 930 nt
Organism: Dromiciops gliroides (monito del monte)
Lineage: Eukaryota; Metazoa; Chordata; Mammalia; Microbiotheria; Microbiotheriidae
Product: olfactory receptor 10J1-like
Exons: 1
Coding region: 1-930 (309 amino acids)
Biological process (GO): G protein-coupled receptor signaling pathway
Cellular component (GO): membrane
Molecular function (GO): olfactory receptor activity; G protein-coupled receptor activity
Source: RefSeq, a predicted model, not a curated record
AUGAAGAGACAUAACCACACAGAGGUGAGUGAGUUUUUUUUUCAAGGAUUCUCCAGUUUCCAGGAAAAUCAGAUCACACUCUUUGUAGUUUUCCUGGUCCUGUACAUUUUUACCCUGGCUGGCAAUAUCAUUAUUGUGAUAAUCAUCCGAAUUGACCAUCACCUCCACACACCUAUGUACUUCUUCCUGAGCAUGUUGUCUACUUCUGAGACUUUGUACUCAUUAGUCAUUAUCCCACGGAUGCUGUUCAGCCUUGUGUGCAGGGAUAAGUCCAUCUCCCUGCCAGGCUGUGCUACCCAAAUGUUCUUUUUUGUCACCUUUGGCAUCAAUAACUGUUUCCUGCUCACAGCAAUGGGGUAUGAUCGCUAUGUGGCCAUCUGCAACCCACUGAGGUAUACAGUCAUCAUGAAUAGGAAGGUGUGUGCCCUGCUGGUGUGGGGGGCACUUAGCAUUGGUUUGAUUGUAGCAAUGACACAGGUGACCUCUGUGUUCAGGUUGCCAUUUUGUGGCAUAGAAGUGGCCCACUUCUUCUGUGAUAUCCGGCCUGUGAUGAAACUUUCCUGCAUUGAUACCACCAUCAAUGAGAUCUUAACUCUAAUAAUCAGUGUCUUAGUGCUUUUAGUGCCUAUGGGCUUGGUUUUCAUCUCGUAUGUCCUCAUUAUUUCCACCAUUCUUAAAAUUGCCUCUGCUGAGGGUCGGCAGAAGGCCUUCGCCACAUGUGCCUCUCACCUCACCGUGGUCAUUGUCCACUAUGGCUGUGCCGCCAUUGCCUAUCUGAAGCCCAAGUCAGAGAAUACCAGAGAUCAGGACCAAUUGAUUUCAGUGACUUAUACUGUCAUCACCCCACUGCUGAACCCAGUAGUGUACAGCCUAAGGAACAAAGAGGUCAAGGAUGCUUUGCUUCGAGCUGUUGGUAAAAAACAUCCCUAA